Arctia plantaginis is the source of this 342-nucleotide messenger RNA. Lineage: Eukaryota; Metazoa; Arthropoda; Insecta; Lepidoptera; Erebidae. The record is from the annotation of a GenBank genome assembly.
AUGCAGGAGCUAAGCAGCAUCAAAUUAACGUUUGCCCCCAUGUUGGAUCUCCUUAAUGGUAUCAGAGAGAUCAAUACUGAACUAUCUGAGAUGAAGUCAACCUUGGUGUCUUACUCUGAGCGGCUAGAAUCUGUGAACCAAAGACUAAUUGUAGUUGAAAAAGCGCAAGAUGACAUCCUGCAGCUGAAAGAUCGAGUCUAUAAAUUAGAAGAAGAUCCUAAUGAAAAAAACCAGUGGACGCGUCUCAACAAUUUUGAAAUCAAGGGUGUUCCUAUGAAGGAUCAUGAAAACCUAAUUAACAUCGUGACCAAAGAUUGGAACAAAGAUAACAUACCCUAUUGA